Acaulospora morrowiae is the source of this 1149-nucleotide messenger RNA. The record is from the annotation of a GenBank genome assembly. Lineage: Eukaryota; Fungi; Glomeromycota; Glomeromycetes; Diversisporales; Acaulosporaceae.
AUGGAGAAUUUCUUUGGAAGUGAUUAUAGAAAAGGGAUGGCGGCAGUUGUAUCUUUUAGCCUAAUAAACAACGUUGCUAGCAUAGUGGUGAUUUUCUUCGUAAUGACACGGAAACACACGAGAAAUUCAGUGGUCGCCCGCCUGGUGUGCAAUUUAUCGUUUUCCGAUUUUUUGCAAAGCUCUGGAUUUAUGUUCAGCUAUUAUUGGUUACACACUGAUGGUAUUCAAAGUGGAACGAUUUGUGAUAUACAAGGAGUCCUCAUAAAUCUUGGCGACAUCGCUUCAAGUUUCUGGGUGUUUGUGAUUUGUCUUCACACUUACAUGUUAGUUGUAUACUCGUACGAAUAUCCACAUAUAAUAUUAUUGAGCAUGAUCAUAAUAUGGCCUCUGAGCAUUCUGAUUUCCAUGUUGGGCUUCUCCAUACAGACGCCUUCGAAUCCGUUCUUUGGUUCUGCUGGUGGAUUGUGGUGUUGGAUAACCCCAAAUUAUAAUAUCUAUCGAGUUUUGUUCCAUUACGGGAUCAUCCUGACCGUCGCGACCUCGAUGAUGAUAUUGUAUACGAUCAUGUUUUGUGUCUUGCGCAGCCGUCACAGGAAAAUGUCAAGUGAGGAUGAAUCGAAAAAAAUUUUACAAAGUGUCAGCAAAAGGUUGAUUUGGUAUCCUUUGAGCGUAUAUUCUCGAUUUUUGGUAAAUUCCUCCCUUUUGGAUACAAACGCCACAGUCUACGGAAUCACACGUAACGUUGUAUCUGUAAAACCGAUCGUGAAAAAUAUUCGUCGCCGUAUAGCUUCACAUUCCAAGGAUUUGGAUUUUGGUCCUUCAUCCUCUGCCAUUUCAGUCACCACCACGCAAGAAAUAAAGAUUUCUUAUGUAGACCCACCUUUGGACUUACCUGACAGAAUUAGUGAAAUUAGCGAUAGUGAUUUUUCACAAGAGUCCACCUCCUCCUCAACAUCGCCAGUUAGUCAUAAUCAGCAAAUUGACAUUGUUGCUAAAAAAGUUCGGAAGGAACGUCCCAACAUGGAAACCGCAUCCCGUCCAUCCUUCUGCCAUAGGAAAUCAUUGGCAUACAAUACAAUCCUAGGAAUUGUUGAACCUGUAAAAGAUUCCGGACACAUUUAUCUGCCGAUUAAACAAUCGAAAAUCUAG